CACAUCUUUUUUUCUCAUUCGCUCAAUACCCGUUGUCAAUACCUCUCAAUUGUCUCUUAGGUUAGGACGUUCAAUUUAUAUGAUUGGAAAUUUGUUUUAUUUUCAUUUUUUUUUGGAAUUAAAUCCUUAACUCAAUUCGGGGCAAGCGGGAGGUGAGAAUAGUUCGGUGCGUGCGAAAUUUAUGACGAGCGCUCCAACUCAGAAACUCACUUUUUUCAAUUCUUUUCUCUUCUGUCUAUUGCUUUUUUGGGUUUUGAACAGUGAAACUCGGUAUCGGGAUAUAAAGCAUUUUGCAUACCGCAGUUAUGUGCUUCCAUUGUCGUAAUAAAAUUGUUUUAUGGUGAUAAUAUGUCAAAACCAAACAUAAGGAAAAUAACAGUUGACCCUACGAAAUGUAACACGGACUCACGAAGGCCAAGUGUGUUUGAAAGAUUGGGUACUAAACCAGCUGCAUCUACAGUCGUACCGAGUACAAACGAUUAUUGUAGAAACUGGGCGUUGAACGGCAAUUGUUCCUACGGCAAAACUUGCAAAUAUGCAAACACGCACACUCUCAUAAGUCCUUCCAAACGAGUGAAAAAGGAUAAUCCAAAUGCCAAUGCCGCAGGGCCAAAAGAGGAUCCUUCAAAGAGAAUUACGUCGAAAAUAGUAAAGAAAACAGCGACGUCUCAUAGUCCUGAUUUUAAUUUGGAAGAGUGGAAUCAGACGGAUCUCGAGUACGAGGACGAAAAGGUUUUAGAGAGAAGAAGACAACUGUUGCAGAGAGAAUUGGAAAUACAAAUGAAGAAAGACAAAGAAGUGCACAGCAAGGACAAAACAACAAAACAGAAGAAAAAAGCGAUGAGCUCUUCAUCGAGUUCGCACACUUCGAGCUCGUCGAGCAGCAGCAGUAGUUCGAGUAGCGAUGACUCUUCGUCCAGUAGUUCGACAGGCUCAGAUUCUCGAAGGAAAGUUAAAAAGAUCAAAUCCAAGAGACAUCACAGCGCUGCGUCUUCGGACUACGACGAGGACAGAGAGAGAAAGAAGAAACUCAAGUUGAAACGUUUGGCUGGAAAAAAUGACAAGGUGCUAACGAAGAAGAAACGAAAAAUCGACAUAAUCAGUAAGAAAGAGGUGGCAACAAAAACAUUGAAAAAAUCAAUGAGUUCAGCAGCGCCGGCAAUUCGUAAACACAGUGUUGUAGCGAGUACGAGAACAAAAUCACCUUUGCCUUCGGUCUCUCAUGGUGGGACGAGCAAAUCGGGCAAAGAGAGAACUCGAGGUAGCGAAUCGCCUUCGAAAACGAAAAUUCGGGAAUCGGAAAAAGAUCGACAUUACAAAAAACAGAUUCGGGACGGCGAUGAGCCGAUUCUGAAAGAAGUUUUGAAGAACAAGGCUAGCGAAAAAGCAAAGGAAUUGGACAAGGCUCCGGGCGGUAGUAAAAACCGGGGAAUCGAGGACAAGAGUAAAAUCGAUGAGAGAGCAAAAUUACGAGUUAAAGAGAAGGAAAGAAGAUCACGAACUCCACCGAUCGAUAGAACGAAGCAUCAAUUGCCGAAGGACAUCGUCGCCUCGUCGAAAACGAAUCGUCGAAGUCGUACGCCGGAGAAGCCCCCGAGAACGAAGCGGGAUUUAACGCCACCUCGACAUCAAGAAAAGCUAACGUCGAGCCGAGCUGUGCGGGAAAUUGAGAAAAAAGAACGAGAGAUUCACAAACCCGAUCGGAGUAAGGACCGAGAGGACGGACGAAAAAACGAGACGAACAAAUCGCGAUCGAUCAGCAAUCAGGAUGAGAUUCAACAUCGAAAAAAUAUUUCACGAGAUUUGGAAGACAAGAGUUAUGCCAACGAGAGAACCAGGCGAGGAGGGAGUAAAGAGCGACGACUGGAUAAAGAUCAUGGAAUCCGAGACGAUCGUGGGCACUCGAGAAUAACUCGUGAAGGUAGAGACGCACCGCGCGACAAAGACCGAGACGAGAUACCCGAGCGUUUCCGCGAUCGACAGCGGGACCGAGAACGAGACAAGGAAAUCGGUAGCAAAUUGCGCGAGCGUGAUUUGCCACCAAUGAUGGGAUCGUCCUCGACGUCCGGGGGAAUUUCGUCGACGACGACGCCACCGCAAGGCUUGAGUUCUCGUUACAGUCGAGACAAGGAGCGUUUGAAAGAGGCGUCAAACAUGAUUGAUAGAAAUAAUCCAAGAGAUCGUCGGGGUGAACGUGAGCGCGAACCGCGAGGUUCUUCCGACGCGAAGCCAAUGGAACGCGACAGAAGUUCUCUGCGGGCUUUCGACGCUCGUUACGACAGAUCGGUCGACAAGGAAAUGUCUUCGAGCCACAAAAUUACCGAUCGCGAUAGAAUCGAACGUUUUCCACCCCGAGAACGUUCUCUCGAUAGAUUGCCCGAAAAAAGCGUAGCAUCGAUCGUUCCCCGUGAUCAUCUUCUCGAGCGAGAUCCAAUUUACGAGCGAGAUCCAAUUUACGAGCGAGAUCGACACGCACGAAGAUUUAAUCCACGUUUCGAUCGACAUCCCGUCGUCGAGCACGAGAGAAAAGAGACGUCGCAUAUUCCACCGAUGAAAAUUGACCGCAUGGCGGAUCGCCGAGAUGCCAGUCCACCGCCGCGCCGCAGUAUCGAGCUCGAGCGAAAUUUCGAUCGCGGUUACGGUCGCGUGCCGCACGAGCAUUGGGAGGAGCACGAAGAAACGCAGCAAUCUCAUUUGGACUAUCGAGACCAACAUCAUCAUCACCAUCAUGCCCACGAGGACGAGAGACGAAAGCCCAUCGACGCGCGGCGUUACAACAGCCCGUUUGGAGAAAGGCGUGGACGAGACGAGCGCGGCCCUCCAUCGAGAUACGCGGUGCAAUCGGAACGCUCGUUCGACGAUCAUCAUCACCAUCCGAUAUACGCGGGUGAAAAAAUUCGCGGUCCUCCGAUGAGAGACGAGAGCAGUAAUGACAAUUGGGAAAUGCAUCACGAAGUCGAACCCCAACACAGUAGUCGAGAGAGAAAUUAUCCUCCGGCUGAUUGGGAAGAACGGGAAUGGCGGGCGCGCACUCAUUGGGAUCGUGAAAGCGUCCCUAGGUCCGAGGUCCACGAGGAAGACUGGACAGCCCAGAGAUACGACAGUCCCAUCGCCGAGUGGAAAAUCAAUGAUAAUCCACGAAAGUGGGAAAACCCACAGCUCCAUCUUAGAGCACAAUUUAGAAACGAUAGGAUCAAAGAUAUGGAAAUUGGGGAGCCACCCCAUGCUAAACGCAGACCGUUUAAUACUCCGGAAUUAAGGGACGACUGUUCGACUCAAGGUUCGAAGCAGAGUUCCUUGCACGGAAGUAUGAAAGAAGAGCCAAUUAACAAAAAGUUGAUGGAACUUGCGGAGGGGCGACCUCGAAGAAGUCGCGAAAAAUCAGCCGACAGUUUCCAGAAAAAAGUCAUACAUCAACAGCUGCAUCAUCAUCAACAACACCAGCAACAUUUGCAACAUCAACAUCAGCAGCGUCAGGAACUGCAGCAGCAGCAGCAGCAACAACAACAACAACAACAGCAACAACAACAACAGCAACAACAACAACAACAGCAACAACAACAACAAAAGCAACAACAACAAGAGCAACAACAAAAGCAACAACAACAGGAGCAACAACAAAAGCAACAACAAGAACAGCAGCAGAAGCAAGAACAGGAACAGCAGCAGCAACAAGUCCAACAACAACAGACUACACAAAAAAAAGAAAAAGUAGAUUUAGCUGCCACCGUUGAGGCCACAGAAACUCCUGUCGUUCCCGAAGCCAAACGACCAUGCUUGGACGAAUCCUUGCAGAGCCUUCACACCGAGAGCGAUCUCAGUGACAUAAGCGACGAUCCUGACGAUAUUCUUAACAUGGAGGACGAGGAAAUUGAAGAGGACAAAGACACGGCGAAGAAAUCGAAUGAAACGGAAAAAGAUACUCAUGGACCAUCCUCUGAACGUCAAGAAGCAGCACAGGUCUCCACUCCUGUGGGAACCUCAGAGGAAUUGCCGUUCACAAAAGACAAGGAAGAUCACGAAGGAAAUAUGGAAGACGAAAAUAUGGAAACGAUGGACUUUGAAGAGAUUUCUGAUGGUGAACUCGAAGAAGACAUAAAAACAAGUGGCAAAGGAUUGGGCGAUGCUUUGGGAGUAGAUUGGGAAAGUCUCGUUAAAGAGACACAACCGAGACGUGCUAUUGCAUCUAGUCAGGACACAGCCCAGCGACGGUGGCAGUGCAAAGCAAUUUUCCAGAGAAUUGGAAUAUCCGCUAAAUACGCAGGUUCCGAAUUACCGGCGAAACUAGCGAAAAAAUACAGCGAGGAUGGCGAGAGUUCUGGCCAGUUCUUCCUCAGUGACAUUGCAAUGAUUCACUCCGCUCUCGUUCGUCAAAAAUUGAUGCAACAAUCGAGCGAGGAGGUUUUUUCGGCUGAUGACACCCUGUACAGAAUCAACGACCCUGAAAAAUACGAAAUAGAAGACCCAGCGGACUUGGAACCCUUCACCAGUUUGUACGAGGAAGCGAAAAGCCUCGCGCAACUAGCUACUUGAAAAAAGUCCAUGUACAUGUAACGAGUCUUCCUCGUUAAUUUAAGGUGAGGUGAAACGUCGUAAACGAUAAAAAAAAAAAAACACCGUUUUCCUCUGUAUCUCUCGCUCUCUUUCUCUCUCUCUCAGUCACCACUACAACUUAAUUUAAUUAAUGUUGAACUGAGUGUGUGAUCAUAAGACAGAGGACAACAAAAAUUACUCGAAUUAUGCUCGCAAUGAGAUUCCAUCGGUAUUUCAUCCACAUACGUAUAAUUGAGAAAAAAAAAACAGUUUUCUACGUUUACUUGGACAUUCUGUGAAUGUUCUGCUGUUGGUAACGAAGUAUCAAUCCAUAAAUAUGUAAAUUCGUAUAUACAUACACGUUAUUUUAUUCUUUUUUUGGUGUGUAAAAGUUUCAUGGGUACUGUGUUGUCUAGGACACUGUUUCUUCGAUCGAUUAUUAAUAACGAGUUAUUCGUUGUAGUUUACAAAUUUUAUAGGGUAUUGUGAAUGAGUAUAGUUAGUUGAUUUAUUUCGAAAAUAAUUAUAAAUAAAUAGAAAAUCAUGGUAUAUCCCACCAAUACCAAUAGGCAUACUUUCCUAGUUAAGUAAAAACCGCUGAGUAAAUAACAUUACUUUUGCUAAUCGGAACAAAUUUUUAUCGCCAAUAGAAUUAUUUAUGGAAAAGGUUGCUGACUAUUUGCGAUUAAGGGACAAUAAUAAUUGGAGCGUACGAGGAACAAAUGUUUGAUCGAUACUCUUGCAAUCAGUCCUGGCUAGUGGAAGAUUCUUAAUUUUCUUCCCCCUCGAGGCUCCUCUGCUUGAUGAUUCGUUGCUUCGGAAUGUCGAGAAACUGUUCAAUCCGCUGUUUUAAUGAGAGAGAGAUCGUCGGGUGCAGCAAUGUCGUCUCGUAAUAUAUCAACAGCCUUUUGCAAAAUAAAUGAAUUGCUCCCAUAAUCCUGUAAAAUAUGCUGUUUUUUAAAAUAUCAAGAGAAUUUCAAUAAAUUCAGCAUUUUUAUAGCUGUAUGAAUUUUCAAAUUGAUACCCGAGAGUCUGGCUGCUCCAACGUCGAGUCAGGGUCUUUGUCGCGACAGUUCCGCCUCUCAAUUUCCACGUUUGUACAGUACCAUUCGUAUAAAAUGAGACCUGUGCACACGUUUAUGAUCGAAUGAUAAUCGGCGGGCCAUUUUAAAUUGUCAUUAUUUCAAUCUUUUUUCGUAUUCUGUUUUUUUUUUUUUUUUUAAGCGUAUUCUCACCCUUUUUCUGACAAUCUCCGCAACCGAGAUUAUCCAAAAGGUGUACCAGCUCUUCGCAAUAUUUUGUUUUGGUACGAAGCUCUGCGUCUGAUAAAUCUGUAAUAUAGUAAGAGUAAUAAUUAAGACUAAAUAUUAAAUGAAUAAAUCGAUUAUUGAAGCA
Messenger RNA from Venturia canescens, 5928 nucleotides. RefSeq names its product trichohyalin-like. Gene Ontology annotation, cellular component: RNA N6-methyladenosine methyltransferase complex. Gene Ontology annotation, molecular function: metal ion binding. The record is from RefSeq and is a predicted model, not a curated record. The coding region runs from base 349 to 4533 and encodes 1394 amino acids. Lineage: Eukaryota; Metazoa; Arthropoda; Insecta; Hymenoptera; Ichneumonidae. The transcript is spliced from 7 exons.